Chrysoperla carnea is the source of this 1334-nucleotide messenger RNA. RefSeq lists its product as uncharacterized. Bases 6 to 1103 code for a protein of 365 amino acids. The transcript is spliced from 2 exons. NCBI's taxonomy places the organism in Eukaryota, Metazoa, Arthropoda, Insecta, Neuroptera, Chrysopidae. The record is from RefSeq and is a predicted model, not a curated record.
UGAAAAUGAUUUUAAAAUUAAAUAUUGUGUUUUUGAUUGUUGCUUUAUGUCAUGGAUAUCCACAACAAUUGUCUAACAUCAAAAAAUCGUUCAGUGAUUCAGCACCAUCAAAUCCUAAUCUCGAUCAAUUAGCUGAGCCAAGUGAACCUUUAGCUCAAACAAUACACAAAGCAGAUGAUCAAAUUCAAGAUGGAAAUAGUGAUACAAUGCUAUUAGAACCAGAUCAUAGCGAGACAACAGGAAGUAGCGUUCAUGCUAUGUACCCAGCAGCUGUAGAACCGCAUGUGGACAGUCAACGAUUUUUCCCAUUAUUCUCCAUAUACAACACAAAUAAUGGGAAUCCACCAUCAGGACAUUCUCGACCAUUUGUUUUCAACCAGGAAGGAGCAUAUAGCCAUCGACCAUACAGUGCCCGACAAAAUUUAAAUUCGUUUGAUAACGGUUUCCGUGGCGAAAGUUUUGAUGAUGAAUUUGAUCACACCAGUGGUAUUAAACCAAUUAUACGUGAUUCACCUUCCGCUGGACUUUUAGGAUCUGGUAAUUUUGGUGUAAUACGUGGCGGUACUUUUUAUAAUGAGAAUGAUGAUAUUUCGGAAUUCGCUGGUAGUAAUCAUCAUUUAUUCAAUCCCUAUUAUCAAAAUGGUCAUGGACGUCCAGCAUCUUAUUACAUAAAUCCAAAACCUACAAAACAUGAACAAUUCGCUAAUUUCCGUGAUUUUGCUGAUAUUAACACACCAUCAAAUUCCGCUUACUCACAAUAUGUUAUUGUAUAUGCAAACAAAAAUUCAACACGACAAGAUAUGAAUACGCAAAAAUUAUUGGCGAUUAAUUUCAAACCGAAAAAUAUUAAUGAACGAUUGGAAAUGUUAGAUAAUGAAGAAGAUUUAUCGUUAAGUAUAUCAGCUGAAACUGUAACAGAUGCACCACAAUUGAAAAAGAAAUUAUCAAAAUCAAAACAAAAAUUAUCGUUAUUAUUACCAGAGAAAAAACCAUGGGGUAAAAAAUUCGAUAAGAAAAAUAUUAACAGUCUAAGCUCAAGCAGUACGACCACCACUGAUAAAUCAACAGAUCUUUUAUAUGAACCGUUACUGGCUUUAAGUUAAAAAUAAUUAUUUUAAGUGAAUUUUGUGUGUUUUAAAAAAACAAUUGUGUUAUAUCAAAAUGUUGAACUAAAAGAUGUUAUACUUUUUUUUUAGAAAUUAUUUUCUUUUUGUAUUAUUGCUCGUAUAAAUCAAAGAGAUUAGAAAAGAGAUGAUUUGUUUAGAAAAAAUCUUGCGCAGAUGAAUCGAAUGGUUAAACACCACUUCAUUAUAUAUUUGCAUUGGCUGAUGCAC